UUGGCAUACGUGCCAGUGGAUCGGUCCUAAUCUUCUUCUCAGAAAGAUUUUCCUGCGACCGGCCGGCCGCGUUGGUAUCGUCCCCUCUUGGACGCCGGAAUCUUCUCACUUAUUCCUCGGCGGCGAUCGCGCCUCCCCCCCUCUCGCGUUCUUGUUCGAUUAGUCUUUCUUCAGGGAAAGUAAAGGUUCUGUUUAUUGGACCCUUUACGUUCUAUAGCCUGAUGUCAAUGGACUGCGACGGUUCCUUUGAAUGCACUCCAGAACUGGAGGAUUUUCUAUACGAGAGGCUGCUGGACCAGAGCCAGCCCAUUGCGGAACGUUUCAGAGCUCUCUUCUCCCUCCGUAAUCUGAAAGGUGAUCGUCCUAGGGAAGCCCUCGUAAGUGCUACAAGGGAUCCUUCAAAUUUGCUAGCACAUGAGGCAGCAUUUGCUCUUGGUCAAAUGCAGGACACUGAAGCCAUUCCUGCAUUAGAAGAAGUUCUCAAAGAUCUCUCAUUACAUCCAAUUGUUCGCCACGAGGCCGCUGAAGCUCUUGGAGCAAUUGGUUCAGAGGAAGUUGUUACCCUGUUGAAAGACACUUUAAUAGAAGAUCCUAUACUUGAGGUGCAAGAAACAUGUGAAUUAGCUCUUAGAAGAAUCAUGGAACAGAAAAACAUUGAUAGUGGUGAUGUAACAACCUCUAAAGUCUCACCAUUCCAUACUGUAGAUCCUGCCAUGCCUGCUUCCCUUGACUGUUCAGUUGAUCAACUAAGGGAAGUUAUCCUCAAUGAAGAAGAGGGAAUUUAUGAGAGGUAUGCUGCUUUAUUUGCACUACGGAACCAAGGCGAUGAUGCUGCUGUAAGAGUCAUCAUUGAAUCCUUAAGUGCUAGAAGCGCUCUGCUACGACAUGAGGUUGCAUAUGUAUUGGGCCAACUGCAACAUAAGAUGGCUGCUUCAGCAUUAGCUGAUAUAAUUAAAAAUGUCGAUGAGCAUCCAAUGGUUAGACAUGAAGCUGCUGAAGCCCUUGGCUCAAUCGCAGAUAGUGAAAGUAUUCAACUCCUCCAAGAAUUCACGAAUGAUCCUGAACCUAUUGUAUCUCAGAGUUGUGAAGUGGCUCUGAGCAUGCUUGAGUUCGAAAGAGCUGGGAAGUCUUUUGAGUUUUUCUUCAUGGAGCCACCUGAAGUCCAAUAGUUCCUCAAAUGUAUCUCUUUAUGCGAUGAUAAAUGGUAAAAAGAUGCCUUAUUGUCUAACAAAUAACUUGUUUCUUAUGUCAAGAAUAUAUGACCAUAGAUUGCUAGAAUUUUGAUAGCCAUUACAAGCACCAUGACCGUUAGAAUGGACAUGAUUACUGCUACUCUUAUACUAGUGAACUCACUAACAUGUAUUUUUUACCUUUUUUGUGCUGAUUUAUGUUAACUGUAUAGAUAGAAAGUUUUAUGUA
Molecule: messenger RNA, 1419 nt
Organism: Dendrobium catenatum
Lineage: Eukaryota; Viridiplantae; Streptophyta; Magnoliopsida; Asparagales; Orchidaceae
Product: deoxyhypusine hydroxylase-B
Exons: 7
Coding region: 222-1169 (315 amino acids)
Biological process (GO): peptidyl-hypusine biosynthetic process
Molecular function (GO): deoxyhypusine monooxygenase activity
Source: RefSeq, a predicted model, not a curated record